CCCCCCCGCCUCCGCCGCGGCCCUCCCACCGCGGCUCUGCCCGCCCUCCGCCGCGCCGGGCGCGGGAGCGGCGCUGCGCUGCGGCGGGGCCGGGGGCCGGGGGCCGGCGGGCGGCGAGCGCUGCCGCCGUGCCGCGGCUGGGGGCCAUGCCGCCGCGCCGCCCGCCCGCCGCGCCGCCCCGCCGCCCGCCCGGAGACCGGCGAGGCAGCGCCCGGCGGCGGGCGGGAUAAUGCAGCUGCCCAGCCCGCAGGCACCGCCAGCGGGGCGCCCCCGCCGCCGCCAUGUCCCCCCCGGCCUCGGCGGCCGCCGCCAGCGAGGGAGGCAGCAGCACGCCGGUGCCUCCGGAGGAGGAGGCGGAGGGGGCCCGAGAGGAGCAGCGGCCGGUGAAGCAGUCUCUCAGCAAGUCCCUGUGCCGAGAGUCCCACUGGAAAUGCCUGCUGCUGUCCCUCCUCAUGUAUGGCUGCAUGGGAGCCAUGACCUGGUGCCACGUCACCAAGGUGACUCGGCUGACCUUUGACAGCGCUUACAAGGGCAAGUCCAUGAUGUACCACGACAGCCCCUGUUCCAACGGCUACGUCUACAUCCCCUUGGCCUUCCUGGUGAUGCUCUAUGUGGUGUACCUGGUGGAGUGCUGGCACUGCUACACCCGCAAUGAGCUGCAGUACAAAGUGGACGUGGAGAGCGUGCACGAGCGUGUGCAGCGGAUGCAGCAGGCAACCCCCUGCAUCUGGUGGAAGGCCAUCAGCUACCACUACGUCCGCAGGACCCGACAGGUUACCCGCUACCGCAACGGGGACGCCUACACCACCACCCAAGUGUAUCAUGAGCGAGUCAACACCCACGUGGCAGAGGCUGAGUUUGAUUAUUCCAACUGUGGAGUUAAGGACAUCUCCAAGGACCUCAUUGACCUGGAGAGCUACCCAGCCACGCGGCUCCGCUUCACCAAGUGUUUCAGCUUUGCCAACGUGGAGUCGGAGAACUCCUACCUGACCCAGCGGGCCCGCUUCUUCACAGAGAACGAGGGCCUAGAUGACUACAUGGAGGCCAGGGAGGGGAUGCACCUCAAAAAUGUGGACUUCAAGGAAUACAUGGUGGCCUUUUCCGACCCAGACAACCUGCCUUGGUACGUAUCCCACUAUGUCUUCUGGGUGGCGGCUCUGCUGACCCUAUCCUGGCCCCUGCGGGUGCUAAACGAAUACCGCACCUCCUACGUCCAUUACCACGUAGAAAAACUCUUUGGGUUUGACUACGUGGCGGUGACGCCGGCCGAAGAACGUUCCUUCUGCCGGAGGAUGCCCCGCGUCAACACGGUGGACAGCACCGAGCUGGAGUGGCACAUCCGAUCCAACCAGCAGCUGGUGCCCAGCUACUCGGAAGCGGUCCUGAUGGACUUGGUGGGGCUCUCCGGCUGCACCAGCUACUCCGCUUGCCGGUAUGGGGGGUACCGGCAGAACUGUGAGCGGUGCCACAGGACUAUAAGCAGCUCCUCCAUCUUCUCCCGCAGUGCCCUGAGCAUCUGCAAUGGCAGCCCCAGGAUCCCCUUCAGCAGCAGCCGCUUCUCCCUGGGCCGCCUGUAUGGCUCACGACGCAGUUGCCUCUGGCAGAGCCGGAGCGGGAGCCUGAAUGAGCAAAGCUGCCCCACCGAGCAGACCCGCCUCUCCAGCCAGGUGACUGUGGAGGAGGAAGACCCCCCUCCUUACCAGGAUGCCCUCUACUUCCCCAUCCUCAUUGUGCACCGCAACGAAGGCUGCCUGAACCACGACCACCGUCACCUCCACCGCAAUGGGUCCUGUGUGGAGACCUCACUGUGAAAGCAGAGGGCGGUGAGAUCUCAUUGUCCAUUGCCUGGCCCAAGCCAGCACAGGAUUUGGGGAGAGGAGCGCAGGGGAGGGAGAUGGCCUAGGUGGACAUCAGGGUGGAGUGGACAUGGCAUCUCGCUCCGGCAGCAAGCGAAAGCUCCCCCACCGUGGCUUUGACCUCCUGGAGGGGUGAGUGCUGAUGCUCCCUCUGACAUGGCACAGAACUCUAGACCGACUACCACAUGCAAAAAAAAAAAAAAAAAAAAAAGCAAACCCCAACCAAACUAACCCCAAAACCAUAAUUUAUGGCAUCAAGAUCCAAAGGGGGGAAUAAAAAGACAGGCCUGAUGCAGGAAGGGGUGUGCUUUGGCUCCCAGCCCUGGCUCCAGGCUGGCUUGUACUCUGAGGAACCAGCAGCCACCAGAAAGCGCCCUGCUGCACCUCUGCCCACCCUGCUGCCCACGCUGGAGCGAGACCCCUCGCAGGGCGGAGGGGAACGGGCCCUUUGGGAGCAUCAUGUAACUGCCCGUGCCUCGAGGUCUGGGGCAUCCAGGCAUGUGGAGCUGAGCGGCAGACCAUGCUCCGACUGUUACUCUGUUCUCACUGCUGGGAAUGGCACCGCCUCCAGAGGAUCCCAGGCUCGGCUCCUUAGGAAGCUUCGGCACGCCAGCUCUGAGAAUCAGCAUCCCCUAGCUGCUCCGCCAAGGGAAAUGUUAUGCUCAUGGAUGCAAUCUCGUCAACUCCCUCAAAAGCCAAGCUAACAAGCAAAUUGACCUCCACCGCAGUGGGAGAGGAGCCUUCUCCCACAGGACUGUAGCCUUUCUGCACGCAAGGGAAAAGAGGUCCCAAGGACAGAACUGAACCUGCAAGACCCAUGGCCUCAUGGCCUCUCCUUCCUCCUUCCCUCCUCACCUUGUCUGUCUGUCUUGGGCGAGGGACAGUUUCUUUGUGGAGUUCAGCAAGCUCCUCUUCCUGCAGCUCAUAACCAGGCUCUACUAACAGGUACAUCAUCCACCUAUGCAACACUUCCAGAAGCUGCCAAGUUUUCAGGAGCCCAUUACAAUGUGCGGUGUGGCCAUCCAGCACUGAGAAUAAGCACAGCGGCUGCUGGAAAGCUAAGUGGGUUUUAUUCCUCCCCUCCUCUCAAGGAAGACUGUUUUUGUUGGGGCUUUUUGCUUGUUUGUUUGUUUUUUUGUAAAAUUCAUUUGGGGAAGUGAAGCUUGUGAGAAAUUGGUGCCCAUCCUGAACCCUCCCCAGUCCUUUGAACUCCGGGAACGGAUGGAUCACCUACUGUGAUUAUAAUUUAGCGGACUUUGUAGAGCAAAGUAACUUCACACGUAGACACACGAGGUUCUUUCACUCUCCAUCAGCACAAGCUGCUUCUGCAAUCUUAGCUACUCACAUUAGCGAAAGAAAAAGCCUAGCUAGAAUGUGGUGAGAUGACUUAGUAUUUUCUAUCAGUCCCAUGGUCCCAAUGUCCAUUAGCGGCACCAUCAGCUGCCAUGCCAUGAAUUCGGACUUUGGAUGGCAGCCCACAAACUGGUCAGGGUGAGACGGUUUGGAAAAACCCAAGCCCGAGUCUCUACGCAUCUCCAGAAGCAGAUGCAGAGAGAGGAUCAGCUGAAAGCAGAUGUCACCUCCUGCUCAGCCCAGCCCGAAGCUGGUGGGCUCUGUGCAUGCUGCACCUGCCCUCCCCGGGAGAGCCUGUCCCCAGGCGCCGAGCAGAGGGGGAUGAAAGUAAUGGCGUGUCUGACGAAGCAGCAUGCACGGCACCGUUCAGCCGGCUGGGGAAAAAGCGGUGACAACUAGAUCCCAAAAUAACAGGAUUUCACUUUGGAAAUGCCAACGGCUUUUUCAAACUGAAAUGAGACUAAAAGGCCUUAACAGUUGUGAGAAGUGUUUCAGGUUGCUGUUCCUUGCUUAAAAAAUUUAAUUUUUGUCGAUGAGGUGGGUUUAAACAUUCCAUUUCAGCCAGCUCUGUUAGAAAUGUGGGUGAAGAAGAAAUGCUCAAGGCAGAUUCGGAUGGUGACCCUGUGGCUUCGCAGUGGGGUAGGCUGAUCAGGAAUGGAGGCUGGAGUUUAAAGUCUUCCUCUGCCCCUGGAGGUGUGACCUGGCCGUCCACCCAAGUGUGUGUGUGUGGCAGGGCGUGCUUGUGUGCACAGCCGGGACCCGCAGCCCCGCAGAGGGUUGGUGUGUUUGUGGCUUUGGUCUGGUGUCACCCAUCCGUCCCUGCAGCAAGAGCUUUGCAGGGUGACAGAGCAUUGCUUGUUCCUCGGAGAGGAAACUCCUGACCUGGUUUUUGUGAGGAGAUGGUGUGAAGUGUCACAUUUGCUGCAGCGAGUGGCAGGGAGCAGGAAUAAAAGCAUGGAGCAAGCUGUGUUUGAGAACAAGCUAAUCCCUUGCUGGCUGCCUGAAACGGAAGAACUGCUGGAUCUGCUCCCUGGCCAACAGUCUCCAGCUCUUCUCACCCUCCCCAAACCUGAUGUGCAAACUGUCACUCCUCUGAGCUAGCCAAAGCACCCCCUUCCCCUGAACUCCUCUGAGGCCGUGCGUUCACAUCAUUUCGGUCCUCUCCCUGCUAGGUGCUGUGAGCUGGCUGUGAAACGCCAGCGGACGAGUGAUGACCUCAGGCAUGCUGGUGGCCAGACCUCCCCAUAACCUGCUGGUUUGCCUGCACACAGCCUUCCAACAACACUCCCUGCCCUGGCGUGCCUUGUGCUUGCUUGGUGGAGAGUCAGCACAGCCCGCAGAGCACUGCAGCACAUCCUGGCCUCACUUUUGCAUCACUUUGUGCUUUCCCAGAGAAUUUCACAGCACUUCUCUGAGCCUUCGUAGACAGGGUAAGUUCAACAGACCAAAGUUAGAAAUUUGGUGGUCCUGAUCUCCAGACCCCGGUGCUGUUCCUGGGGAGGAGAGGCCGGUCGGCUGUUGUGGCAGUGUGGGACUGGGGGAUGGUGUCACCGGUGAAAGCAGCAUGUCUGCUGGCGGAGUCUCCGAAUAUUGGCUCUGUGCUUCUCCGCCGGGACCGAGGGCAGCUUUGCUGAGGGCUGAGCAAGGCGCAGCUGAUGGAGGAACUAGCUGAGGAGGGCAGAAUAGUGUGUGAGUGCUCGGCAAGACGUGUGGAGAGGAGGGGCUGUAGGAGAACAGCUGUUAAAAGGCUUCGCAGAUGCAGUGGUUUUUACGCGAGACACAAGGCAAGACAGGGCAGGAGGCUCCUGUGCUGGAGCAGGAGGGAGCGGGGCAUUGGAUGGAGAAGCCCGGGAACAAAGUGGGCUUUCAAAGCAGGCUGUGCAUGCUCUGGCCGAGGAGACAGGCAGGAGGUGUUUCCAAGCUGAGGUGCCCAGGCCAAGCCUCGCUGCGUUGUCAGAGCAGCGAUGUUGCCUCCAAGCCCAGCACUGACAGCUCAAGCACGUGUCACCAAACCGCAAUGGCUAAUGCAGCCACAAGGUGUAAAUGUCACUAAUGAAUAAAUUGCCUUGUGCCUUGGAGAGGCUAAUCCAUCACGGCCGGGGACAGGGAUCUGACAGGCUCAGCUAUUUCAGGCACAGCCCGUAGGGAGGAGGAACGCUUCAUUUCUGAGCCGUCACCUCCGCCUAGGGAAGCCGAUGCAGGGCUUGGCUCUGCGCUGCUCCACAGCUUCCCAGCUGCAUGAGCUCAGGCUUCAUCCUUCUUCGCUGUGACCAAAGAAAGAAGCAGGAGACGGUCUAGGUUAGCCAAAAGUGCCCUGUCCGCAGGGCAGUGCAUGGGUCUCGGCUGGGGCUACCUGUUUGAGGGUGUUUGGAGGGAGGCUGCUGCACACAGGACAUGGGUGGUGUAGGUGCUGAUGGGAUAAGGCGGUGAGUUCCCAGUGAUCAGGAGAGCUUGCAUUGGAUGUCUGGAGUGUAGGGCUGUGGCCUGCACUGUAUGUGGUUCAGGCCAGUAGUGCUUGGCGCCAUGUUUUAGAAAUGUGCUGUUUACUCACCAGUUCAGUUUCAUAGUUUGCCCCUAUGAGAUUUGACCUGGAAAUGCUCCGAGGCUGCCCCAGCCCAAGCCCUCACCCACUCUGGAGACACGGCUCUACUAUGCUAUCUUGGGGGGCAGUGCACAGGUCCCCCCAUAUCCCCCCCUGCUGUUGAACCCCAGCCACCAGCACCUCGGCUGGCUGUGCCAGGAGCCAGCAGGUACCCGGCAGGCAGGGACAGAAGCUCAGCAUGGACAAAUCCAGCCCCAUUGGCGCAAAGGGAGCCUGAAUGCAGCAACCAUUAUCAUGCACAGCCUCUGCCCAUCCCCACGGCAGCCUGCUCCUCCACCCCCAGUCGGUGCUCAAAAUCAACCUGCCAUCCUGUUUACGACAUAUGCCAGUGUGACACCUUGCAAAUCGAUGCCUGGGUCGCUGUGAGCAGAAGCCGCCAGGCUUGGGAAGCCGGCCACCGGCUCCUGCCACCACCUGCGCUGUGCUCAGCGCAGCAGAAGCAGGGCUUGCCAUCUGCUGCGGGAGGGAGCCAGCCAGGCGCCCCUGUGCCGGCCCGAUGGGGCACCCGCUGGUGUAGUUGCAGUGAAAGCCCUUGUGUCAUUCCCGCUCCUUUACUACCUAGCCACCCCCCCACCCCCCGUCUCCCCCCAUCACUCUGGCACAGACCCACGGGUGGGGGGAUGCUCCCAGCUUGUCUGGGAUCCCUCUGCUGCUGAGUGCCACCGAGUGCUGCUCACGCUGCCUCGGCGGAUGGCUGUGGCAGGGGAGACCAGCUCCCAAGCAAGGUGCUGGAGGUUGUUCCCUCCUCCAGACAGAGGCCCACAGCUGACCUCCCCUCCUCAAACCCCGCAGCACUCCUUGGGUAUGGAUCUCACAAGAAAGAGAAGGGGUCUGUACUGGCCCAGUGUUGGCACGUGCCCUUCCCAGCACAGAGUGACCUGCUAGUUAUGGCUCUGCAAGGCAGUCCCACACCUCGGUAACCAGACCUGAAGGUGACAAGUGAUCCAUCAACGAUGGAAGUGUUCACUCUCAAUCUGCUGUUGCUUUCAUUUUUACUAACAUGUAUGGCAUUUGAAAUGGUUUCAGCCCUUGCAAACUGGCAUAUAGUGGACUGUUGGUCUUGGGUGUGGGCGAGUGGCGCAGGCUGCUUGGUUUGGGCUUUGCUUUUUGGCCAAGAGACUGAUGGGAGGGAAGGCAAAGGGUUCUCCAGGCAGCAGCUACCUGUCCAGGUGUUCCUACGUGUGGUAGCCCAGGAGUGGGUUUGGAGGGUGCUCACGUAGUGUUAGCAGUCUCGGCCAUUUGCAGGAAGAGGAGCUGUGAGUAUCCUGGAAAGCAAGUCUGAGGAUGUUCUGGGGAUGAUAUGUUUUCCCAAGCCGUUUUCUUCCCAUCCCUGUUCCUCACCGGCUCUGGUGGCCAGUUCCUCCUCAUGUGUCUGCUAGCAUGUCUGAGGGAUCUCAUGGCUGCCCUCCCAGCACGAGCUGUCAUUGCACAACUGGCUGACCAGACGCAGCCCUGUACUUGGAGCUACAGGCAGGCUUCCCCAGGACCAGGCCACCUCCAUUAAGCCCCCACCCCACUCGCUGCCGGAGAUGUUCCUUCAUCAGCCUAACGCUGAUCUGGGUCUUUUCUGCUGUUUCUGAACACGAGUUCUCAUCUCAUUCAGGUGUGUCAUUCAGUGGAAAUAUUUUGUAAAUGCAAAUAAAAAGAAAUAAA
Messenger RNA from Grus americana (Whooping crane), 7464 nucleotides. RefSeq names its product transmembrane protein 151B (gene TMEM151B). The record is from RefSeq and is a predicted model, not a curated record. Lineage: Eukaryota; Metazoa; Chordata; Aves; Gruiformes; Gruidae. The coding region runs from base 282 to 1811 and encodes 509 amino acids. The transcript has 4 exons.